Penicillium cosmopolitanum is the source of this 240-nucleotide messenger RNA. Its product is annotated as mfs general substrate transporter protein. The transcript has 2 exons. The coding region runs from base 1 to 240 and encodes 79 amino acids. NCBI's taxonomy places the organism in Eukaryota, Fungi, Ascomycota, Eurotiomycetes, Eurotiales, Aspergillaceae. The record is from RefSeq and is a predicted model, not a curated record.
AUGGGGGCUUUUUUGGAUCGGAUCCCUAUUAUACAUUAUCUUUGGCGCCCUUGCAACCUUAUACUUAAUGGUAUCGUCGUCAUCCUCUUCUUUCCCGACUCCCCGAUCAGCGCUCGCUUCUUGUCCAAGGAAGAAAAGAUUGGUGCUCUCAAGCGCGUCCGUCAGGACCAAGCUGGCACGCACAACAAGCAUAUCAAGAGAUACCACAUCGUCGAGACCUUCAAGGAUAUCUGGGCUUAG